GGCAACUUUUUCUGGUUUCGACUCUGCUAACGUUCGAGGACGCCAUCACCGCUUCUGACUUUUUCGGAAAAGGAUCAGUGCGUUAAGACGGUGUUUCGGGACGGAAUACUGCCUCAUUGCGCAAAAUGGGCAAAGCCAAGGGCGCGAAGCGCAACAAUGCUGCUGCUUCGUCACCAUACGCCAAACCACAAAAGACAAACACCAUUUUCAAGUUCAACACAAAUGUCGGUCAGCAUAUCUUGAAGAACCCGGGUGUGUCCGAUGCUAUCGUCGCCAAAGCCGAGCUCAAGCCUACCGACACGGUUCUCGAAAUCGGUCCCGGAACCGGGAAUCUGACAGUUCGUAUCCUCGAGACGGCAAGGAAACUUAUCGCGAUCGAGUAUGACCCGAGAAUGGCCGCAGAGGUGACCAAGCGUGUGCAGGGAAAACCCGAACAGAAGAAGCUCGAUGUGAUGCUGGGAGAUGCCAUCAAGGUUGAAUGGGCGCCCUUUGAUGUGCUUAUUUCCAACACACCAUACCAGAUUUCCUCGCCACUGGUGUUCAAGAUGCUAUCCAUGCCGAAGCCCCCACGACAGGCCAUCCUCAUGUUCCAGCUCGAGUUCGGGCAAAGAUUAGUUGCCAAGCCGGGUGACAAGCUAUACGGCCGGUUGAGCGUGAACGCGAAUUUCUGGGCUACAUGCUCACAUGUGAUGAAAGUGUCAAAGGCGAACUUCAAACCUCCCCCUCAAGUCGACUCCUGUGUGGUACGCAUCGUACCGAAACAGGGCAACGAUCGCCCGAGCAUCAGCUUCGAGGAGUUUGACGGCCUAUUACGCAUUUGCUUCAACCGCAAAAACAGGACCAUGCGGGCGAGUUGGCUAGGAACAAAAGAUGUGCUUGCGAUGCUGGAGAAGAACUACCGUAUCUGGGCUGCAAUGAACAAUGUGCCCCUGGAUGAUUCCUUAGUGGACGGCGAAGAAGAGGGGGAGGACGAGAUGAUGGAAGUCGACAGCAACAACGGAGACGACGAGACCGCUGCGGUGGACGAGGAUGGUAACGAGGGCGUGACGGACUUUUUUGGAAGUCAGCAGCGCGGCGGAAGUGCACCGGAGAAGACACCGAGCAAGCGCAAGAAGACCAAGGUUGCGGCCCUGGUGCGGCAAAAGAUCGAGAGGGCGCUCGAGUCCACCGGCUUGACAGACAAGCGGGCGCGGCAGUGUGACGAGACGGAUUUCUUGAAGCUCCUACAUGCCCUCAACUCCGAAGGCAUCCACUUUGCUUAAGGAACAAAGCUUGGUGUUCCUGUUCCUGGGGAGAAAGGUAAAAGGCCACGACGUUACAACUUACGGCGUUCAAGGGAGUUUGGGGCGGCAUGUUUGCGAA
This is a messenger RNA of Sodiomyces alkalinus F11, 1362 nucleotides long. Its product is annotated as dimethyladenosine transferase. The transcript is spliced from 9 exons. Gene Ontology annotation, molecular function: rRNA (adenine-N6,N6-)-dimethyltransferase activity. NCBI's taxonomy places the organism in Eukaryota, Fungi, Ascomycota, Sordariomycetes, Glomerellales, Plectosphaerellaceae. Gene Ontology annotation, biological process: rRNA methylation. Gene Ontology annotation, cellular component: mitochondrial matrix. The record is from RefSeq and is a predicted model, not a curated record. The coding region runs from base 126 to 1262 and encodes 378 amino acids.